AAAAUGUACGUCACAGUCACGGUUGGGUUAAUGUACUUUUAACAAUAAUUAGUAUUAUACCAAAUGUUCUCUUGCCACAUAAUCCUAAACAUAUACCUCCGACGGAGUAUUGUAAAAAUAUAUAGUUAAAAGAAUCAGCAAGGUCAAAUAGUUUGUUGAGCAAUGGCAGCUUCUGAAGGUUCAUUUAAAGAAAAGCUCACAAACUGUCUAACAGAGCAAUUAAGUGAAUAUGAACUACUGAAAUCCAUGUAUCCAAACAACGAUGAUAUAAUUUUAACUGAUACUAAUAUACUUGUUGACAUGGCUGAUUUUGUGGAGAAUGAAUCAGAGACAGAAUACAGUCCAGGUCAUUUAGAUUUUAUUUUAAACCUUAAUCUAGAUGGUUCAAAAUUAGAAGUCUGUGUUAACUUACCUAGCUUCUAUCCAAGUGAAGAACCAGACCUGUAUGUAAGGUGUAACCAAUUGAAUCGCUACCAGGAGACAAGCCUGAAUGCAGAAAUGUCCAACUUUCUUAAAGAAAAUUUUGUUGGAGAAGUUUGCAUAUAUUCUGCAGUGUCAUGGUUACAAGACAACUUAACAAAAUUUACUGAACAGCUCACCGACAAAGCUAGUGCUUAUAUCAUUCCUGAAUCAAAAUGUACAGAUGAUGAUAAAUUUGUCAGAUUGUGGAUUUAUUCCCACCAUAUAUACAACAAAAGAAAAAGAGAUGAAAUAGAAUCAAUGGCAAAAGAUUUAAACCUGACAGGGUUUUGCUUGCCUGGGAAGCCUGGUAUUAUUUGUGUUGAAGGUGCAGGCAGUGACUGUAAACAAUGGUGGUCAAUUAUUAAAAGUAUGUCAUGGAAAAAAAUUGUUAUAAAAAUGACUGAAACUUUUGAACUUAGUGAAAAAGAACAAAAAUUUCACAAGUUUCAAGAAAUCCAUUUUCCAAGUUCAUCAGUUCGCUCUAAGCAUGCAGAUAUGAGUGGACUUUCUAAGUAUAUGGAUGAGCAUGGACUGACAGAAAUAUUUAAAAAUAUGUUUGGGAUAAGUGAAAUUUGACAAGUGACAUCCUAAAAUAAUAAAACCAAAUCAUGCCUAACCAAGUCAAGUCAUAUCAUAUCAGACAUCGGGAUCUUUCUUUUGACAGGUAGGGAGUUCCUAUAUCAAUAAAUUAAACUUAUAGAUCACCUCCAGCUUCAUUUGUGACUGAAUAUGUGUGAUUUUUCACACCUGAUGGUCUCAUCGGAAGAUCAGUGCUGGAAGUCACCAGCAACAUGCUGAGAUGAGGCCAUUUCGUGGCACUUUAAUCUUAUUUUAUGUUUUCUUGUAUAUUAUGUAAUGUUUGUUUGUGCUUACAAAUAAAAUCUUAUUCUAUUCUAAUAUUAUUUGUAAGUAUUAUUUAGAGGAGGAUGAUAAAGUUUACACAAAGCAUAGGCAUUUGAUUGCUAGUCUAGGAAAAAAUAUGAAUGAAGUUUCAAAAAUCCCUUUAAACUAAAGAAGAAGGGAAUUUAGUUCAUGUUUUGUUUCAUGUCAAUAUUUCCAAUAAAACUAUAUUCUGACACAAAACUUGAAGCAAUCUCUAAUAUAAUUAAUCGAGAAGCAUCAAUAAUUAUUGAGUUUAUCAAUGUAGGAACUCCGUACCUGUCAUUAUGUUUAGCCCCCUGAAAGCCAAUGUCUGAUCACAAUAUCUAUCAUGUUAAGUACUGACUUGAAUUUUGACAACCCUAAAUAGCCGAAAGGGAUAGUUGAUAGAUGAUUCGUCCCUGAACCGCUGUCAAACUUCGUUUUUGUGGGAAGUUUCCUUUCUGUACGGUAGUACCUAAAUAGUCAAAUUCAUAUAAAGUUAAGUCAUAUUAUUUCAUAUUGGUUCUAACACCAAUGUCACCAAUUGUAAGAAAUAAAGAAACACAACUGCAAAUAACAACAUGUUUAAAAAUCCGUUUUGUUAAUGGUCAGUUUAAAACAAAUUGAGUGGACUAAGAGCUUAUAAAACAUGCCUA
Molecule: messenger RNA, 1979 nt
Organism: Cydia strobilella
Lineage: Eukaryota; Metazoa; Arthropoda; Insecta; Lepidoptera; Tortricidae
Product: RWD domain-containing protein 2B
Exons: 1
Coding region: 163-1038 (291 amino acids)
Molecular function (GO): protein binding
Source: RefSeq, a predicted model, not a curated record